Messenger RNA from Anolis sagrei ordinatus, 939 nucleotides. Its product is annotated as olfactory receptor 4Q3-like. Gene Ontology annotation, cellular component: plasma membrane. Gene Ontology annotation, biological process: G protein-coupled receptor signaling pathway. NCBI's taxonomy places the organism in Eukaryota, Metazoa, Chordata, Lepidosauria, Squamata, Anolidae. Gene Ontology annotation, molecular function: olfactory receptor activity; G protein-coupled receptor activity. The record is from RefSeq and is a predicted model, not a curated record.
AUGAAUGGAACCACAGUUUUGGAGUUUAUUUUGCUGGGCUUCCGCUUCCCUUGCCCUGUUCAGACCUACCUCUCCACUCUAGUCUUGGCUUGCUAUGCCAUCACUCUUCUGGGCAACUGCUUGAUUUUGGCAACUGUUUUGUCUGACCCUCACCUGCGAAACUCUCCCAUGUAUUUCUUCCUCGCCAACCUGAGCCUUACCGACAUGACUUUUGCUUCAGUAGCAGCCCCCAAAUUUGCAGCGGACUUGUUGAAGUGUGGCCAUUCCAUCUCCUAUGCAGGUUGCAUGGGGCAGCUUUUCUACCUCCACUUUUUUGGAGGAACCGAGAUGCUUAUCCUCUCUGUUAUGGCCUACGACCGUUAUGUGGCCAUCUGCCACCCGCUGAGAUACGGGGCCAUCAUGGACCGGCAGUAUUGCUUUAAAAUGCUUGUAGUCUGUUGGACAGGAGGCUUCCUUCACUCCAUCAUCCAUGCAGCAGUGGUUGCCUACUUGCCCUUUUGUGGACCUAAUGUCCUAGAUAACUUCUACUGUGAACUUCCACAGGUGAUUAAGCUCGCUUGCAUGGAUAUCUAUGCUUUUGAGGUCAUCACCAUAGUGAACAGUGGCUUGAUAACUCUACCAUGCUUUUUGACCUUGCUGGUGUCGUACUCCACAAUCCUGACCACUGUGUGUAAUCGUUUUGGGAAAGGUGGAGGGAAGGCUUUGUCCACUUGCGGGUCCCACUUGAUAGUGGUCAGCCUCUUCUAUGUGCCCUGCGUUAUUGUGUAUCUGAAACCUUUCUCCAACUCCCAGAAGAACAAAGUGGUUUCCACAUUUUACAUGCUUGUUACACCGGCUCUCAAUCCCUUCAUCUACACGCUGAGGAACAAAGAAAUAAAAGAAGCCAUGAGGAAGCUGAAACAUAAAUGUAAGCGGCUUUUGGUAAUGCAAAAAGAAUAG